AUGAAUGCUACGCGCACCGCGCUUAUGCCAUCUGGGCAUGCGAUCCGGGAUCGCAGGCGGCUACGCUCAGAACUCACGGCGGGUGACUUCCUCCUGGACAUCUUGAUGGAGGAUAACUCCGGCAUGAUCACCGCAGACAAUCCAAGGGUAGAUCGGCACUUCAGACGCAUCAACCAGUGGAGGGCCAAGUUGAUCGAAAGGCUGCGAGAGAACCGAAAAUGCGCAAGCGCAGGUAGCGAAGGCGUGCUGAAGGAAGACGCGCAGGCCAAGCCAAAAGAGCGGGCGGCCAAGGCCAAGGCCAAGGCCAAGCGGCUUGUGAAGCCGAAGCAAAGGGCCAAUCCGCAACAGGCAAAGCAGACCAAGCCGGCGGCGAAGCCACGGAAGUUUGGUCAAUUCCUGAAGAAUGCCUCAAAGUCCAAGACGGGCAUAGAAAAUGUCAUGGACGUUGCUUUGGAUGGGCCGGAUUCAAAGCGAAGCAAGAACACCGAGGCUGCAUGCAGCUCGUGA
Molecule: messenger RNA, 507 nt
Organism: Symbiodinium pilosum
Lineage: Eukaryota; Dinophyceae; Suessiales; Symbiodiniaceae
Source: the annotation of a GenBank genome assembly